Molecule: messenger RNA, 3667 nt
Organism: Varanus komodoensis (Komodo dragon)
Lineage: Eukaryota; Metazoa; Chordata; Lepidosauria; Squamata; Varanidae
Gene: KCTD3
Product: potassium channel tetramerization domain containing 3
Exons: 15
Biological process (GO): protein homooligomerization
Molecular function (GO): protein binding
Source: RefSeq, a predicted model, not a curated record
CGGCAGGCGGUGCUCCGAGCAAGAGCUGCUGCUGAAAAAGAUGGCGGGGAACGGCGCGGGCUCUGCUGGUGCAGGGAGCGGGGAGAUUAUACAGCUCAAUGUUGGGGGUACCAGGUUCAGCACUUCUAGACAAACACUAAUGUGGAUUCCAGACUCAUUUUUUUCCAGUUUGCUGAGUGGAAGAAUAUCAACACUGAAAGAUGAAACUGGUGCUAUAUUUAUUGAUAGAGAUCCUGCAGCAUUUGCACCUAUUCUGAAUUUUCUUCGGACAAAAGAAUUGGAUUUGCGGGGAGUAAGCAUUAAUGUGCUCAGGCAUGAAGCAGAAUUUUAUGGAAUCACUCCUUUAGUAAGGAGACUACUCUUAUGUGAAGAGCUGGAGCGUUCUUCUUGUGGCAGUGUCCUCUUUCAUGGCUAUUUGCCACCUCCAGGUAUUCCAAGUCGUAAGAUCAGCAACUCCUCAGGGACAUCUACAGAUGUUAGAACACCUCAGAACGGCUCUGAAGGUGAGGCCCGAGGAGGGAAUAUGCAGCCUUCACUUGCUGGUACUGGAGAAGAUUCAGUUAGGCUGGGUUUUCCUGUGGAUCCACGAAAAGUUUUGAUAGUGGCUGGUCAUCACAACUGGAUUGUAGCUGCCUAUGCUCACUUUGCAGUUUGUUAUAGAAUUAAAGAAUCUUCUGGAUGGCAACAGGUGUUCACAAGUCCAUACUUGGACUGGACUAUUGAACGCGUGGCUCUGAAUGCAAAAGUUGUUGGUGGUCCACAUGGAGACAAAGAUAAAAUGGUUGCUGUUGCAUCUGAAAGCAGUAUAAUUUUAUGGAGUGUUCAGGAUGGUGGUAGUGGUAGUGAAAUAGGAAUAUUUAGUCUUGGAGUCCCUGUAGAUGCUCUCUUCUUCAUUGGUAACCAGUUGGUGGCUACUAGUCAUACAGGAAAAGUGGGAGUAUGGAAUGCUGUAACUCAACAUUGGCAGGUAACUUAAAUAGAAAUGCCUACAGUUCUGUGUUUUAUGAGGAAACAACAAGGAUAUACAUUUUUAGAUUAUACAUUCUGUUACUUCAUUUUUGUACAGUUUUUCAGUAUUGAGAUGUUUCAGGAUACUGUCUCUCAAGAAUACCCAAGAUCUUUAUAUUACACUUUAUCAGUUAUUUGUGCAGAUAACAAUCAUGUUCGGACAUGGACAGUGACACGUUUCCGAGGAAUGAUUUCAACACAGCCAGGAUCCACUCCCUUGGCAUCAUUUAAAAUUUUGUCCUUGGAAGAGACUGAAAGUCAUGGCAGUUACUCUUCUGGAAAUGAUAUAGGACCUUUUGGAGAGCGAGAUGAUCAACAGGUAUUUAUCCAAAAAGUUGUUCCCAUCACUAAUAAACUCUUUGUGAGGCUUUCUUCUACUGGGAAAAGGAUAUGUGAAAUUCAGGCAGUGGACUGUACUACAAUAUCAUCAUUCACCGUACGAGAAUGUGAGGGAUCCAGCAGAAUGGGCUCACGGCCACGACGCUACCUCUUCACAGGGCAUGUGAAUGGAAGUAUUCAGAUGUGGGACCUGACCACGGCAAUGGAUAUGGUUAACAAAAGUGAAGAGAAAGAUGUGGGUGGUCCUACUGAAGAAGAACUGCUGAAGCUCUUGGAUCAGUGUGACCUAAGCACUUCACGUUGUGCCACUCCCAAUAUCAGUCCAGCCACUUCAGUGGUACAGCAAAGUCGCCUGCGUGAAUCAAGCUCUAGCCUGCAGCUGCAGCAUCGUGAAACAAUCCAUGAAACUGCUACAUACGGCUCUGUACGGCCAUAUAGGGAGAGCCCUUUACUAGCCAGAGCACGGCGGACAGAAAGUUUUCACAGUUACAGAGAAAUGCAGGCUUUUAAUUUGAACAAAACUAUGGUAGACAGAGCUGUUCCUCAGAAUGGUAACCAGAGCCCUGUACAGACAGAAGUGAAGAGGAUAGGUGAAAACAUAACUGACAAAAAGGCUUCGGCAUCAGCACUUGAGGUAAGAGCUGCUAAAGCAGCAGAUGGUGGAGCUGAAGUUCAGAAAGUGCCUGAAGGUUUAUCAGAAAUGAAGAAAAGAGGAAUUGAUGAAGAAAAUGAAGCCAAAGCAGACAAUAAAAAGAAAAGUGGAUUUGAAGGAGGAGGAGGAGGAGGAGGAGGAGGAGGAGGAUUCCUGGGAAGGAAGAAAGUGCCUCAUCCGGUAUCUUCACCAAGUCUUGUGGAAGGAGGUUCUGAAACACUCGGUACAGCUUCCCCAUCACCUACAAGAACAACCAUUUCUCCACGGCAUAAGAAAAGUGACUCUUCCUGCCAGGAUUAUACCUUGUAGAAGUGCUGAAGGACUUAUCUCAAAACACUAAACUGGAUGAAAUGUUUACAUGUAUGCACCUGUAAUCCUGUCUUUCUAACAGAAUGUCUUUAAGACAAUAUAGGGAGGCUGUCACACACAAAGAACUUGACUUCACAGCACAACAAAAACAUUCUUAUGUACUCUAAAUUGGUGUUGACUUUGUAUUACGAUUAUUAUGAGGUCCAGUUCUGGUACAGACUUCAAGCCUUGUUUUAAUGCAGGCUGGCAUGCACUACCAUUUUUUUUGAAGGGGAGCAUUUUCUAUUGUAUGUAAGCAUUUCCCCCCCUUGGCUCCUUCCAUGCUAAGUGUUUAAUGUCUGUGGCCUGUUUGUCUAUAGUCAAUUCUCAGUUCACACUUUCAGCGUGAUUUCAUGUUGGGAAUAUUCAUGGAAAGAAAGCAGCAUGGCCCAUUUGCUUUUUCUGAUGGGUCACCAUAUUUUUUAUUAGUAUUAAUAAAUGGCAUACAUCAUAUGGUGCAAUUUGUUAACUUGAAUCACCCUGCAAUUCUAAAUGUCUUGUGACUGAGUAUGGUUGCUUUCAAACGUCAUUUUGCAUAUAUUUGGCUUUAAUAUUAAAGUAUAAAGCAAUUUAGUACUUUUGUAUGCCUUUUACUCUGGAUAGUAUAACCCAUUUAUUACUGGCAUGAUUGGCCUCAUCCUCUUAGAAAAUACUGGCAACAGGAUUUUCUGGGAGAAGGCCAUAGGGCAUUUUCAGACCAUGUAUAUUAAAAGUUUGUGAUCUGAACCUGUGCAAAGUCAGUUUCCUGGGGAGCUUUCCUGAUCUGCCCUUUACAUGCUCACCUGGGAAGAGGAAUGACGGGACUCUGAGCCUCUUGUGCGAAUGCACCAUGCCCAUGUGAGAAAGAAUUGUACCUGGCACUCAGACAACUUCAUGCAUACAAAGUAACAGCAAGAACAUGUUUUCAAGGGGGAUCAUCUCCAUCUCCUUCCAAGGGGAAGGGAGGAGCGAAGCUGAAGGGUGGUGGCUUGUCUCAGACCAUCUAGUUGGUGCAUUACUUGAGGCGAGCAAUGAGGUAGAGCUUUCCCAGUUUGCAACUUUAUUAGACAGUGUUUUGUUGCUGUGUCACUGAUGUACAUGCUACUUUAGAGGGUAAUACAAGCUAAAAGACAGGUCCCUGCUGUAUGUUGCUUAAAAGGUACAAACAUGAACAUGCUGUGUGCAACCUAAGUUGUAUGUUUUGUAGUCUUUAGCACUUCACAUAGUUUAUUAACAUAUUAAUGUUUAGGAAACGUUGUCUGUCACUUUCUGUAGGGGUACAACAUGUUGUAUAAUACAUUGUGGAAGGGAAAUGAAGAAUAAAAUGCAUCAAUCAAUCUA